This is a messenger RNA of Alternaria burnsii, 372 nucleotides long. RefSeq lists its product as uncharacterized. Bases 1 to 372 code for a protein of 123 amino acids. Lineage: Eukaryota; Fungi; Ascomycota; Dothideomycetes; Pleosporales; Pleosporaceae. The record is from RefSeq and is a predicted model, not a curated record. The transcript has 3 exons.
AUGGUCGGCGGACGUUCCACACCAUCCAUAGGCGCUACAGCAAGUGCCAAACGAAGAGCCGGAGCAGCAACCGGGGCCGCUGAUGCUACGGGUACUUUCGAUGAUACUGUGGGUACUGCGGACGAUGGUACGGGUGCUGCUGAUGAGACUGCGGGUACUGCAGACGAUACUACGAGUUUCGUCGAGGAUACUGCAAGUGUUUUCGAUGACGCCGCAGGUGUUGUGGAAACGAUAACCGCUGGCGCUGAAGAUACCGGCGAUUUGCAGUCCCCAAAUUUAGCCUGGCAUCCAGUUCCGCAAUGUUGUGGUGUGGAACCACAACGUCCAUUCUUAGAACAACAGUUUCCCCAAGACGAAUUCUUGCAAGAAUAG